This is a messenger RNA of Amphibalanus amphitrite, 921 nucleotides long. Its product is annotated as succinate dehydrogenase assembly factor 3, mitochondrial-like. Bases 253 to 621 code for a protein of 122 amino acids. The transcript is spliced from 2 exons. Lineage: Eukaryota; Metazoa; Arthropoda; Thecostraca; Balanomorpha; Balanidae. The record is from RefSeq and is a predicted model, not a curated record. Gene Ontology annotation, cellular component: mitochondrion; mitochondrial intermembrane space. Gene Ontology annotation, biological process: succinate metabolic process; mitochondrial respiratory chain complex II assembly.
UCAUAACUUUGUGUUCAUUUCUAGCAUCUUAGAACGCUAAAACAUGCUGCUGCUGAUUGCAGAAGGCUCUUUCUAUGCUUUCGUUGGUCAUUGAUUACAUAAGUGCCUCCGAAUACUGAUAAAAGAACAUAAAUCCACAGAUGUCGAAUUAGCACUGUGGCUAUUGAGAAGAGGGUGGAUUUGGGUCUAUUGUGAUUUUGGGCCGUGAAUGAGGCCAAGGGUCCUGCCGCAGUGGUCGGUGCUGGCCACAUCAUGGGGGUGCCCCAGACGCUGACCCACGUGCAGUCGGUGCGCAUGUUGUACAAAUCAGUGCUGCGACUGCACCGCGGUCUGCCCGCCGAACUGAAGGCCCUUGGCGACCAAUACGUGCGCGAUGAGUUUCGGCGACAUCGGGACGCGCCUGCGCGCGAGGCCGGUCUGUUCCUCCAGGAGUGGGCCGGCUACGCGCUCAACCUGGCGCGCCAGCUGGGCGUGCGCGGUGUGAAGGGGGCGCGGCCGAUCGGCACGCACAUCUCCGAGGAGCAGCUGGACCAUCUGCGGCCCGAGCAGCUGGUGCAGCUGUAUGAACUGUUCCAGGAGACCCAGAACCCGUCGCGGCCACCGGACUCGGCCUCCGACUGACCCGGCGCCGGCCGAGCUCCGCUAGCCACCGCGUGGUCUGCUGGCCAAGGGACAGGACGUGUCGAAGAGCAGUGAAUUCGAGUCUGCGUUGGUAUGCCUGGGUGUGUGCAGGGCUCUAGACUUAUGAUAGAUUGCAAUAUUUAUUGGCCACCAAAGAAACGGUUUACACGUCAAUUGGUUGGCAGAUUUUCCCUCAUUUUGAGUCUUGCCAAUUUAUACCGUGAUGUGCAUUGUAAGUGGGAAGAUACCUACCUAGUACCUACCCACGCAGUUGAUAAAUAGAAAUAGGAUGUGACCAUC